UCUGUCGCCGCCGCCGCCGCCUCAGCUUCCCACAGCCGCUGCCGCUGCCGCUGCCUCCGCCGCUCUGCCUGGUCCAACCUCCAGGCCCAGUGCUCUGACUUUGCCGAACCGAGGCGCUCUGCAGAGACAUCCUUACUCCUUCCUGGGGGUCCGGGACGCUUAGGCCGACGUUGGGGGGAAACCUCCGCUUGCGGGUGACAGGGAGGGAGGAGCCUGGAGCUGGAGCUCGCGGCACCCGUCGCCCGGAUCAACAGGACAGGACAGGUUGAGGGGCGUCGGGGAAAGGAAGGGGUGUUAUAGCAGUCCCAGGGAGGAUGAGAAAGCCCUGGCACAGGAAGCUCUGAUGCGCUCUGACUUAAGGGCCUGUUCACGUUUGAGGAGUGCUGACAACGUGGGUGCACUCCUCUCUUGGGGGCCUUGUUAGGUUGGAGGGUGUGGGAUCUAAGCAGUGCCAGUUGUUCCUCGGGAAAUUUAAGGGGCAACUAGAAAACAAACAGAAACGACUAAUGCUCCUUUUUUCGGGGCGACAGAGGGUCCUCCAGACAACCACCUGGUGUCUGCACUAGAAAGGGCUGAUUUGGAGGUGACUUCAAAAGGAGCGGAGGGUGGCAAGGUGAGGGCAUGGUCUCAGCAGCUGGAACUCUGUGGCACUAGAAAUGGGGGUGACAAUGAGAAAAAGCAUUAUCCGGCCAGAGGGUCUGGGAACCCCUGCUCACUGAACCUAGACAGCCUGGGAUUAAGUCAUAUUUGCUGGGGGGGAGCAUUUGAAGAAAGCGGGAGAGUCACUCCAUUUGGAGUAGAGCAAAGGAAAAAAACAGAGCUGGCCUCCUUGACAUUGACAGCAGCCUAGGCUGAGCUAAUGUCCACAAAGCUUAGGACCCACACCCUUUGUAAGAGAAGGCUGGGCAGGAGCGGCCCUAAAAUAGGGUAGGAGGAAGCCCCGGAAUAUUGCGAACACAUCUUAGAAAUAUAGGAGGGUCUUUACUUCGGGAUAGAGGAGGGACCCUCUAUCUCGUACAGAGGCGAGCGACGAGGGAAAGCUUCUUUAGGGGACAAAAUUCAUGGGUGAGGUCAGCUGAGGAGUGCAAAGGCUGCUGGAGCCGCUGAAGCUAGUCAGGGCCCAAGGGUCGGGGGAGCUGGUGGUGUGCGGGGACAGACUGGGGUCCGGGGUUUAUCUUCAGAUCCUGUGGGUGGGGCGGUGGGUUGGGUCCUGAGCAUGCCCUGGUGAGAGGGCUCCUCUUUGGGGAGCCUAGGGCGCUCCGGGAGCCUGCUGGUUUGGGGGUGUCUCCUCCCGGGGCGCGAUGGCGGCGUUGGCCAGUAGCCUGAUCCGACAGAAGCGGGAGGUCCGCGAGCCCGGGGGCAGCCGGCCGGUGUCGGCGCAGCGGCGCGUGUGUCCCCGCGGUACCAAGUCACUUUGCCAGAAGCAGCUCCUCAUCCUGCUGUCCAAGGUGCGACUGUGCGGGGGGCGGCCCACGCGACAGGACCGCGGCCCAGAGCCUCAGCUCAAAGGCAUCGUCACCAAACUGUUCUGCCGCCAGGGCUUCUACCUCCAGGCAAAUCCCGAUGGCAGCAUCCAGGGCACCCCAGAGGACACCAGCUCCUUCACCCACUUCAAUCUGAUUCCUGUGGGGCUCCGUGUGGUCACCAUCCAGAGUGCCAAGCUGGGUCACUACGUGGCCAUGAAUGCUGAGGGGCUGCUGUACAGUUCGCCGCAUUUCACAGCAGAGUGUCGCUUUAAGGAGUGCGUCUUUGAGAAUUACUAUGUCCUGUAUGCCUCUGCUCUCUACCGUCAGCGUCGAUCUGGCCGGGCCUGGUACCUAGGCCUGGACAAGGAAGGCCGGGUCAUGAAGGGAAACCGAGUCAAGAAGACCAAGGCAGCUGCCCACUUUGUGCCCAAGCUCCUGGAGGUGGCCAUGUACCGGGAGCCUUCUCUCCACAGCGUCCCUGAGACCUCCCCUUCUAGUCCCCCUGCCCACUGAGAUGUAGUCCCUGGACUGGAGGCUCCCUGCACUUCCAGGGAGCCAGCACCACCACGCCUCGUCUCCUAGCCCUGCUCCAGGCCUUGCUGCUCUCACGCCCCUUGCCACACACAUGCCCUGAGCAGCCAGGUCUCACCAGGUGCUGUACCCUGUGGGAGUUUAGGGGCUGUCUGGGACCUCACAGUUGCUGAGCUCUUAGAUCCGGGGGCCCAGGGGAGGUCCCAAGAUGGGGUGCCUGAGAUGAUCCUGGCUGAUCACGUCUCUUUUUUUUUGUUUUCCACACCAACUCCUGCCCCCUUUUUUCCUAAAAGGCACUGGGGUUCCAACACUGACAAGGCAAGGGAACUAAUCCUCUCCACCCUGGCUGAGCCAGUCUCUGAAGUCAUGUCCUUCUUUUCCUUGCCACGAAGCCAUAGCUUUUGAGGUCGGUCUACCUAGGUUGCCACUCAGGCUUCUCCUCUCUCUGUUCUACCUUCUGUCUUGGUCUGGAAGGUUCUGAUAUAGCUGCUCACCCCAGCCAGGCAGGGCCAUUCCUAUGUUCUGUGUUGGAACCCAGGUAUGGAUCCUUUACAUUUCUAUCCUUGUCCUAGAUGGACACCUCCCACCCCUAGCUUUAAAAAAGAGGCUGAAUUUGAGCCUCCUAAUGUAGCUAUUGGCCUUGGUCUGAAUUGGAACCAGUCUCAGGUCACCACAGGUUAAACCUUCUUAUCCCAGAGACACCCAAUUCUAGAACGUGGUAUUCUAAACCUUUCUAGAGCCACACUUCCUCCUGAUUCUCAGCUCUAGGACAUAGACCAUGCCUCUCAGCCCCGUUUUCCAGGAUGGGGCUAGGGCCAGCGCAGCCAUAUUAUUGUACUAGAGUAAGUUCUAAACCUACCCUUCCACUUUCUCUAUCGAUUAAGGAAUGAGAUAUGGGUAGAACUCAGCUAUGAUUAAUUAAGAACUAAUUGGCUCUGAGCUGUGCUUGGUAGUACGUGCCUGUAAUUCAGCACCCAGGAGGCUGAAUCAGAAGGAUUUUGAGUUGGAGGUCAUCCUGGGCUAUAAUAGCAAAACCUUGUUGCAAAAGCCAACACACACACACACACACACACACACACACAUACACAGGGAGAGAAAGAGACAGACAGAGACUGAGAGAGAGAUUUAUUACUAAUCAAUACUGAAUGGAUCAGGAACCACGUCUUGCUUUUCCUAAAUAAUUUUCUAAAAAUCGUCACUUACUCUUCCAUGGUUUCUAGUUUCACCAUUCCAACUGGGGUUCUGCUAGGGAAACAAGAGUCUGGGGAAAGGUACAGGAGUUCUGGAAGUCUGUACCCGGCUCCUGGCAGGGAAGCUGGGAAGGAGAAAACAGCCCAGCCCGGUGUGGAGGGAGUGAUUGAACCUGCGUCUGAACACUUAGCUACCUCAGCAGGAAUUCCUUCCAGAUCCCCUUUAAAGCUGAGGUCCUUCAUUCUGAUAUAGUGCGGUGCAUCUGUGAGGUAAAGGAGGGGAAGAGAAUCAGGAAUGAAAGGCUAGCCUGGUCUACACAGUGAGUUCAGGGCCAGCCUAGGCUAUGUGAGACCCUGCCUCGAACAACAGGAAGCUGAGGUCUAUAACGAUAAUAACUCUAGGAUGAAAAAGGACAGAUAGCGACAAAGCCCUGACUCUCCCUCACAGCAAAGAGACCCGCAACUCAGCAAUAAGCUCCACUUCUCCGAGCCCUCUACAGGUCAGGCCUAGGAAAUGAGCCUCUUGGGCUCCCAGACCUCAUACCUAUCCCCAGAGCUUCUAACUAAAUAGAAUUUACUUUACCUUACAGCUUAAACCUCAGGUGGGUUUUAAGUACCCAAAAAGGACCUGAAAACGGGGAAAGUCAUGGGGAACCUCUAGCAAAAUAGGGGGUAGAUUCCGAGUCUAGCAGAUGUAGGUGGAAACAUCUAUGGGGGUCCUAAGGGAGGGGCUAGUGCUCAAAGACAGGUCACUUUUCCUCAGGCCCUUUUACUUCUGGCUUGUUGCAAGAGAUGCCCCCCUCCCUCAUACAAACCCCGCUCAGGCUCCGCCCAUCUCCUGGCACUGCUCUCAGGGGACUGGGUCUCCACUUCAUGCUUUCUGUAAUUAAAGAUGAUUUAUACAA
Apodemus sylvaticus (European woodmouse) is the source of this 4092-nucleotide messenger RNA. It is a transcript of the gene Fgf11, whose product is annotated as fibroblast growth factor 11. The transcript is spliced from 5 exons. Gene Ontology annotation, molecular function: fibroblast growth factor receptor binding; growth factor activity. Lineage: Eukaryota; Metazoa; Chordata; Mammalia; Rodentia; Muridae. The coding region runs from base 1302 to 1979 and encodes 225 amino acids. The record is from RefSeq and is a predicted model, not a curated record. Gene Ontology annotation, biological process: regulation of cell migration; positive regulation of gene expression; positive regulation of protein phosphorylation. Gene Ontology annotation, cellular component: cytoplasm.